UUUAACGCGGGACACUCGCAGUGAGCGCAACUCCAAUGACAUUAGUUACUUUAGUGUCGAAUAGUGAGUCAUAAACAGCGUCUUGUUCCGAUGGAUGUUGAUUUGUACGCGUACUUUGGCCUCAGAGAUGAUUGUACUGCAAAGGACAUUCAGAGAGCGUAUAAGAAGAAGGCAAGGGAGGCACAUCCUGAUAAAAAUCAAGACAAUCCGUUGGCAAAGGAAUCAUUUCAGCAACUGGCUCUUUAUUUUGAAAUUCUGCACGAUCCCGUUAAAAGGAAAGAAUAUGAUCAGAAAUGGAAAGCAAAAAGAGAGGCUAUUAAAAGAAUGGAAUCUAUGGACUGGUCACGAAGAAAGCUUAAAGAAGAGCUAGAAGCGAGAGAAGCGGCUGCCAUGGCUUUGCGGAAGAGGCAGUUUGAAACUGUAGCUAAACAACAAGCAGCCGACCAGAUUCGCAGGGAUUGGGAACGCCAUACUGAAGAAAUGAAGUGGCAAGCUGAAAGGAAACGAAAAUCUUCAAAUGAGGAAACUGACGAUGUGAAGUUCAAAUGCACUAAAUCUGAUCAGGCUGUGGUUAGAAUAAAAUGGGCUUACGGAGAAAACUUUCAGGCCAACGCUUGCUAUACAGAAUCGUUCCUAAGAACAUGUUUGUCAGAGUUCGGUGACGUGAUAGCUUUCGUCAUUGGUAAACGUGGCAGUGCCAUUGCUGAGUUUUCCACCUACAAUGAAGCAAAAAAAGCCAUAAAGGCAUCUGAACGUGGGGCAGUUGGUCUUCCAAGUUUACCCCUUCAAUUAUCAUGGUUGUCAACAAGUAAUAUAAAUGUGGUUAGUGAUUCAAUUAACGUCAAAGAUAAACAAGUGGAAAAAGAUAAAUUCAUGUAUGAACCAACUCCAAAUAAUAAGUCUAACUUUGAAACAUUCGAACAAGACAUCUUAUCUCGUAUGGCAAACUUUGGACAAUAAAACUUGAAAAGACUAUGUAUAGGAAAAGAAUCCGUCAGUAAGAAUGUACAAAAUGCUACUUUUUUAUUGUGAAUAUACAUGAAACCAAAUUCAAUAAUUUUUUCUGCUGUACAUAGAAAUCCACAAUAAAAAUGAUUUGAAUUC
Schistosoma margrebowiei is the source of this 1104-nucleotide messenger RNA. Lineage: Eukaryota; Metazoa; Platyhelminthes; Trematoda; Strigeidida; Schistosomatidae. The record is from the annotation of a GenBank genome assembly.